CCCGGAGAGCCGAAACUUGCAUCAUAUUCGUCACGUAAGAGUUGGACUGCAGCCUGGAUCUGGUAUAAAAACAAAACAUUGCGCCAGAAUGCGACAUUAGUUACCUUCGCAUCGAUCAACUAACCAACUCAGCCUCAGAAUGAUGAAGUUCAUGUGCAUCUGCCUCUGCGCCAUCUCUGCCGUUUCGGCCAACUCCUAUGGACGUGCCCGUGGCGGAUACGGUGGUGGCUACGGUGCCCCAGUCGGUGGCUAUGCUUACCAGGUGCAGCCUGCCCUGACCGUUAAGGCCAUCGUUCCCGCAUACGGCGGUGGAUACGGCGGAAACCAGGGAGGAUAUGGCGGUGCUUACGAGUCGGUGCCUGUGCCCGUGUCCUCUGUCUACAGCGGUGCCAAUGUGGGAUCUCAGUACUCCGGCUCCGGCUACGGUGGUGCCCCACCAGUCGACGCCCAGGCCAUUGCCCUCGCCAAGCUCGCCCUGGCCGCUCCUAGCGCUGGAACUCCUCUGGUCUGGAAGGAGCCUCCACGCUACGCCCAGCCCCAGUAUCCCCCCACCAGCUACGUGCCCCAGGAGUACGGACACAGCGAGAAGGUGAAGGGUGGCUCCGCCGCCGCUGCUGCCAGCUCCGUGGCCGCUGGAAAGAAGGGCUACAAGAGGCCCGCCUACUAAGUGGGAUAACGUUGAACAGUGAACCAACAACUUAACUUCCAAUAAGGAACUAGGUCAUAAUAAUAAAAGCCAAAACAUCAAGACUUAAA
This is a messenger RNA of Drosophila yakuba, 756 nucleotides long. It is a transcript of the gene Cp18, whose product is annotated as chorion protein S18. Lineage: Eukaryota; Metazoa; Arthropoda; Insecta; Diptera; Drosophilidae. The coding region runs from base 140 to 667 and encodes 175 amino acids. Gene Ontology annotation, biological process: multicellular organism development. The record is from RefSeq and is a predicted model, not a curated record. Gene Ontology annotation, cellular component: egg chorion. The transcript has 2 exons.